ACCGCUGUAGAAGAAGUAUCACAGGCACCAUCCCACUUCCGUUUUGAAGUCGAUCAUGUCGUUUUGCUCGUGGGACGGAGGCGAGAAAUACAGAAACCACUUUGAAGCUGGAAUUUAUAUUUGUCCCAAAUGUGGUCACAAGCUCUUCAGUGCCAAGGCAAAAUACAAGCAUAAUACACCUUGGCCAGCAUUUACAGAGACAAUCAGAGCAGACAGUGUGUCAAAAGCUGAUGAAACUGAACCUCAGACAAGCAGUAAGGCUAAAGCGCUAAAGGUUAGCUGUGGUAAAUGUGGCAAUGGUCUAGGACAUGAAUUCAUAAAAGAUGGCCCUGAUGGAAUCUCCUCAAGGUUCUGAAUCUUCUCUGACUCACUGCAGUUUGUCCCCAAACAGGAGGAACAAGUCAGUGGGACAGCAUCUAGUUAUGUAAAUGGAAAAAACUAAAUAACAAAGCUACAUUGCAUUAAUAAGUCCUACAAACAGGUUG
Pocillopora damicornis (cauliflower coral) is the source of this 485-nucleotide messenger RNA. RefSeq names its product methionine-R-sulfoxide reductase B1-like. NCBI's taxonomy places the organism in Eukaryota, Metazoa, Cnidaria, Anthozoa, Scleractinia, Pocilloporidae. The record is from RefSeq and is a predicted model, not a curated record.